This is a messenger RNA of Pocillopora damicornis (cauliflower coral), 1308 nucleotides long. RefSeq lists its product as uncharacterized. The record is from RefSeq and is a predicted model, not a curated record. Lineage: Eukaryota; Metazoa; Cnidaria; Anthozoa; Scleractinia; Pocilloporidae.
GCUGAGAGUGACUUGCACUUUAUCGCAAUGCCUACUUCAUCUCGAAAAAUCGUUAUAAACAAAGGUUAUGUCGGAGACGAUUCUGCCACGAAUGAGUCGCUGGGACUAAAACAAAUUAGUUUAAAAGAGGCCAAUUUUGGAGCAGCAAGUGAUCCAGGGAGCGCACUUUACGAAACGCAUGAGGAGAAACCACACCCGGCAAGGCGAUCGAACGGGAGAUAUUUGCCCUUGUUCUUUUUUGCGUGUUUACUUUCCAUCGUCGCCAUUAUUCUGAGUUUGCUGUCGCUGUGGGGGAAUUUCGGUGAAAAAUGUGAUUGCUCCAAAACUGAAGCACUCACUACGUCCGUUGAAAAGCUGUCUGCUGAUGUAAUCAAGAUUAGUUCCUUGGAAGAGAACAUGACGCGCUUUCAGCGAGAUUUGAUAGAGAAAGAGGCCGAGUUAAACAGUACCCGUUUAUCCUUGGAUUACCUUCAAGAAGAACACAACAACUUAAGUGAAAAGACUGAUGCAGAACUUAGCUCUGUUCGAAACGAUUUGGACAAUUCAAAGAAAUUACUCAUGACGUCUGAAAAAGAAACAAGGAAAACACUAGCAGCAGUCAAUUCAUCCUUUGUUAAUGAGGUUUGAAGUUAUUACAUUAUAUUAGUGAUUGUAGAGAUUUUAGAAUUCGUCACGGAACAAGACUCCUGGAGGUGUUGACGCAGGAUGCAUUGGUCGUUAUUUGCAGUGAAUCUGGUUUUAGGUAGAAUAUGACAAAUCUAGUGGUGACUCUUCAAGAUUCAGGAAUAAAAUCAAAAAAUUAAGACAGGAAAAAAAAUAAACAACAUGAGAUAUUAUAUGCGGUCAUCCAUCCGAGUCAGAGUAACUCCAAGUCAAAAGGGCUUAACUUAACUGACAAAAAAAGCGCGUGGUUAAUUUCCAUUUCUGACUACACCGACACUCAACCAAAUUUGUAACGCAGUCUACCAUAGAAAGCCCACGUAAUAAUCAAAGCGACAAAGCAAGUAACACCCAAUCAGCUAAAUGAACGAACGAACGAGAUUUUCCUUACAUUUAAUCUUUCAUCUUUUUCUUUCAGGUAGAAAAGCUCGAUUCAUAUUUGAAUCAGCUCAAGUCUGCACUGAAUAGAACAAACACACACGUCACAGAGAUCAACGAAACUUUAAGAAAGGUUUGCCAUAUGAUGUGAAAGUAUAAUAGCGUAAAAAACAAAUGGAAAACGUCUAAAUGCUAUGAGGCUAUUGUUAAUGACUUUCAUGUAUAGAAAAGACUAAAAAUACAUGGUACUUUCCCCUUUUUCAAGUAUCC